Messenger RNA from Argiope bruennichi, 2804 nucleotides. RefSeq lists its product as uncharacterized. The record is from RefSeq and is a predicted model, not a curated record. The transcript is spliced from 13 exons. Gene Ontology annotation, cellular component: neuron projection; synapse; membrane. Lineage: Eukaryota; Metazoa; Arthropoda; Arachnida; Araneae; Araneidae. Gene Ontology annotation, molecular function: transmembrane signaling receptor activity; extracellular ligand-gated monoatomic ion channel activity; chloride channel activity. Gene Ontology annotation, biological process: signal transduction; regulation of membrane potential; chemical synaptic transmission. The coding region runs from base 322 to 2628 and encodes 768 amino acids.
GCGACGCUCUUUGGAUAUGCUUGGCUGUUAUGAGCUUUUCGCAAAAUGGUUCGGCAGAUUUGAUUUCAAAAGUCACGCUUUCAGUUAUUUAAAAGUUAUUUUGAUUUAAUAAAUUUUAUUAGAAAAAUGUCUGCAUCGCUGAACGGAAUUGUGAGCGGAAAAUCGAAUACCUGAAUUUUAAAAAAAUCAUGCAAUUUUCUGGAGGAGGAAAAAAGUCCUCAAUCCUGAAUUUGAAAGAUUGCUCAUCUACAACUUGAAAGUUGACACUGAUGGGCUCAGCUCCAUACUCACAAAGCAAAUGAAAGCUAUCCGCUCAAAGGAAUGACGAAUAGUAUUCAAGUUUUUUUAUUAGUUGCCUUGCUCUUCAGCUCAAAGCUCUCCAAUGGAUUGGCCUAUUAUACUGAUCACAAAUUUUCCCUUGCACGAAACGCUCGAAAUGAAAUGCAGAAAGACGAUGCAAAAGUCGCAAUUCCAGAAUUUCGAGAGACCAGGGUAAGAGCAGAAUAUUAUGAGCUUACGAAAGAAAAAGUCGCUCAGUUGCCCCAAGAAAACUAUGUGAAAGGAAAUCAAGUCUACCCAUCAAAGAAGAACCGAGAUGCUUUUGGCCUUAAUUCUUUUCGAAAUCACAAGAAAAAGAAGGAUUUUGGAUGCCCCUGCAGCAAUCCCCACGAACCACCUAAUGAAGCUUGCUGUCGAAAAGUUGUUCCUCCUAUCAUGGGCGAAUGGCCGAACACUUUGGAUGAAGAUUAUAUGGAUGAUGAGAUUAUGAAUGAUGUUCCUGUACAUCCGGUUCCGUCACAGAAUGACUUACUUUGCCAAAGAAGCUCUAAAGAAUAUGGCAGAGCUCCAAGACCCAGAAGGCCAAAAGGCAAACUAAGCGUUUUAGUAAUCGGAGACGAAACAAUGGAUUUCUUAAGUGGCACAAUAUACAGAGGAAAAUGUAAAGUAAGCACAGAAUCCUAUCCCGGAUUGACAGUCACAGAUGCUCGUCAACGAAUGUGGGAUGUUUUGAAAAAGUGGGAUAUAAAGCCAGACAAGAUGAUCAUCCACGCUGGAGCCAACGAUAUCAUCGACGAACUUCCAUCGGUUACAAAUCUCGUUAUAGGCAAAUUGAAAAGCUUAGUGGAUGAAAUGAGGAUUUCUCAAGAAGCUGGAACUGCAGCCAAGUCAUAUGCGCUAUCUGGUAUCAUACCAAAAAAUGAUCCAUUGAUGACAUUUAAUAAUAAGGUGAACCUCAUUAAUUCGAAUGUCGGCUGGUACGCUCAGAAAAAUGGCAUUGAGUAUAUUGACCAUUCUCACGUUUUUUGGCAUAAUGGAGCUUUAAGUAAAGAUUUAUACCAUUUCGACGGAACAUUGAACGAGGACGGUUUGCGGAAAGUUGAAGAAUCGCUUUUCGAUGACGGUUGGUGCCGAAGAAAUGAUGACGAUUACCACGACCAGGCCUGGCAACUGAGGCAAAAAUUGAGGAUGCGCAAACGACCGUCUUUGGAACUGAAAGACAUUCUACCGAUGGAAAGAAAAGUCUACGACAAGCAUUUACCUCCAAAGAAAGAUGGGCAACCAACAAAGGUGCAUUUUCAUGUGACGGUUUUAAGCGUAGAUUCAAUCGACGAAGAAUCGAUGACCUAUGUUGCUGAUAUAUUUUUGGCUCAAAGCUGGCAAGAUUAUCGUUUACGAUUGCCAGAAAAUAUGACCGAAGGCUAUCGAAUACUCGACGUUGGAUGGCUUCAGUACAUAUGGAGACCAGAUUCCUUUUUUAAGAAUGCUAAAAAGGUCACCUUUCACGAUAUGAGUGUGCCAAACCACUACCUUUGGCUGUAUUAUGACAAGACUCUCUUGUAUAUGGCAAAGUUAACUUUGGAGCUGUCCUGUGCCAUGAAAUUCGAAGCCUAUCCUCAUGACACCCAGAACUGUUCAAUGAUGAUCGAAAGCCUGUCCCAUACUACUGAUGAUCUUAUUUUCUUGUGGAAUAUAUCAGCACCUUUAGUUGUUAGUGAAGAUGUAGAACUGCCUCAACUAGAUAUUGUCGAAAGUUUAACUGAAGAUUGUACAUUGGAAUAUUCAACGGGUAACUUUACAUGUCUUGCUGUUGUUUUCAAUCUAAAGAGACGUCUUGGUUAUCAUCUAUUUCACACAUACGUUCCAACCACGCUCAUUGUCGUGAUGUCCUGGAUCUCUUUCUGGAUUAGACCAGAGGCUAUCCCAGCCAGAGUGACUCUUGGUGUGACCAGUCUUCUCACCUUGGCCACUCAGAACACCCAAUCGCAAUCGUCACUCCCUCCCGUUUCCUAUGUAAAAGCGAUAGAUGUCUGGAUGUCCUCUUGCACCGUAUUUGUUUUUAUGUCUCUCAUGGAGUUUGCAGUCGUCAACCAUUACAUGGGCUACACUGGAAGCAGUAAGCUUAUGAGGGGAUACUCUGUCGAUGAACUUGAUAAGCUACUGCUUCAGCGAAAGAAUGGCAUCACUUUUCGAGGCAACAGUUUCAGCUCACCUCCCAGAACUCCCAACACUUGUUGUGACUUAGACGUAGCAUUGGCAAUUGACAGAUUUUCCAGAUUUUUCUUUCCUUUCUCUUUCUUCAUUCUCAAUCUUAUCUACUGGUGCGCGUAUGCCUUCACGUGGUCUUAAAUCUAUGUGCAAGAGGAUAUUUUACAACGGGAAACACACGGAUUGAAGAGAAACAUUAGUUAAUUAUUUAAAUAAGACUUUGAUACUGAAAUAAUUCAGAUGUUUUAAGAAUAGUCUUGAAUUUCAACAAAUGUAACAUACUGAACCACCAAUGAAAUGUUGCCAAUAAAGAUUUA